This is a messenger RNA of Oncorhynchus kisutch (coho salmon), 2040 nucleotides long. RefSeq names its product zinc finger CCHC domain-containing protein 7. Gene Ontology annotation, molecular function: RNA binding; zinc ion binding. The transcript is spliced from 8 exons. The record is from RefSeq and is a predicted model, not a curated record. Gene Ontology annotation, biological process: nuclear polyadenylation-dependent CUT catabolic process; nuclear polyadenylation-dependent snRNA catabolic process; nuclear polyadenylation-dependent snoRNA catabolic process. Gene Ontology annotation, cellular component: TRAMP complex. The coding region runs from base 165 to 1808 and encodes 547 amino acids. NCBI's taxonomy places the organism in Eukaryota, Metazoa, Chordata, Actinopteri, Salmoniformes, Salmonidae.
AAAUCAACUUCCCAUUUAGCUAAAAGUGAUAGCAAGCUGGAUUACCAAAUUAGAUAGCUAACAUAUUUUAAAUACACUAUUUCAUAACUCUCCCAUUUUACAUUUUUAGUGGACUUUUAACAAGCCAUCGCGGGAGAUCUGUCACACCUUGCCAUCAGAGUGUGAUGAUGAUGGGCCACCAGAAUGAUGAGGAAGAGGGUGGUAAUAAAGACAACAGAUUCUACAUCGAGGCCUCCAGUAGCUCAGAAGGUGAGCUGGGUUUUAGUCAGUACAAACAGUCCAGCUCACCGAGAGCUCCCCAGGCCACUGGAGGAAACUCUCCCCUAGUUCUGGCCUUCCCUCUCUCGUCUGGCCGGGCUCUACGGUACGUGUCGCCACUGGACAGCAGCCCAAGCCCGAACUCCAGGCUAAGCCUCCACUCAGAGCAGGACCUGGACCUGGAGUAUGAUGAUGAAGUCCUAGAGGAGUGGAUGAUCCUGGGAGGAGAGGAGCAGGAGGGAGAUGGGGACAUCCAGCUCAACCUGGGGUACUGGAGCAGCAGCUCAGAGUCGCAUUCUGGAACAGAGGAUGAAGAACUGAAUGCAAAAUAUGCUCUCAAACACAACUGGGCCAUAAUAGAGAAGGACAAGCCACGCCCAUACCGCUAUUUCACCUCUGGCCGGAGUCUCACCUGUCACAACUGCAACAAGACUGGACACCUGGCCAAGGGCUGUACCACCCCGAGGAGGCGACCCACCUGUGUGUUGUGUGGGCUCCAGGGCCAUGUCCAGAGGGCCUGUCCAGGCCGGCACUGCCACAGCUGUGGGCUCCCCUCACACGGGUACCAGCCCUGCCCUGAACCCCCUUUCUGGAACCAGCACUGCCACCGCUGUGGGAUGGCUGGCCACCUAUCAGAUGCUUGUCCGGAUACAUGGAGACAAUUCCACUUCACAACUCAGCAGGAGGUUCCCCUCAGGCCACACGUUGACCACACCCACAAACACUGCAGACACACCGCUCACUGCUACAACUGCUCCAGGAGAGGACACCUCGGCCAUGUGAGACCAUCUACAUCCGGUGUCUGUCUUUCUCUGUUUCUCUUUCUUUCUCUUAUUCCUUUCUCUGUUUGUCCUUUAAAAAAUAACUUAUUGUCCCUCUAUCUACCUUUCCCUCUGUAUUUUUUGCUCACCCUUCCCCCCUUCUUUCAGGAGUGUACUCAGAGGAGGAUGAUCAGUGGGACGUUUGCCUCGCUCCCCUACGUCUGUCACUACGACAACAAGCAGGACAUUGUCAAACUGAACACCAGGAUACACAGAAAAGCCAGAGAGCUAAGGGUGGAGGGCUUCAUGCCUCUGUUAGAGCACCAGAGGACCUACGUGACACCAGGGGGCAGUAGUGAAGAGGAGCGCCCCUCCCCAGCUCCAGGGAGGAGGAGAAGCCUGGAGGGCAGGAGGAAGACGUGGCCGGAGAGACGCAGGGAGAGACGGGAGGUGAAGAAGCUGAGGAGAGAGGCCCAAGCCAGGAGGGCGGUUGGGACGACCAAAUGGGGCUCAGACGAGGUUGUUUACACCAGGGACCACUUUAAGAACCCCCACAGAGAACCCAUACCUCCCCCUCAGAAGAAGAGACGCCGUGAGGAAAGGAGGGAGAGCAAGAGUGAGGAGAGGAGUAGGAAGGGCAGAAGUAAAGAGAGCAGUAGGAAGAAUAGAGAAGCAGAGAGGUGGAAGAAGAGAGGAGGGCUGAAGCCUGGGUACCUGUACCCCCGUGAUGACUUGGGACCCAUGAAUGAUUACCUCCUCUCCCCCAAAAAUAGGGUGCGAAUUUUAUAAGAAAACAGAUGUUGUGUUUGUAUUGUAUUCCAUUAUGUUUGAAUAGCUGAUGAGUGUCUUGAGAAUUUUAGUCAAAUUUUAUGAACAAAUGUGGGUUUUAUUCUUUUUGGUAGAAAUGGCUGGGUUGUGACAUUGCAGGACACUGUUGGAGUAUAGGAAAUGUUAAACAAAUAUAUAUUUUUAACGUAUUCACCCUACUUGAAUGAUUGACAAAUAAAGCAUUAGGCUAGGG